Osmerus eperlanus (European smelt) is the source of this 1657-nucleotide messenger RNA. RefSeq names its product tumor protein p53-inducible nuclear protein 2 (gene tp53inp2b). The record is from RefSeq and is a predicted model, not a curated record. Lineage: Eukaryota; Metazoa; Chordata; Actinopteri; Osmeriformes; Osmeridae. Gene Ontology annotation, cellular component: nucleus; autophagosome. Gene Ontology annotation, biological process: positive regulation of DNA-templated transcription; autophagosome assembly. The coding region runs from base 523 to 1371 and encodes 282 amino acids. The transcript is spliced from 5 exons.
GGAUCAGCUGGAGGCAGCAAUAACAGAGGGAAAAAACUGCAGGGGAAAAAAAAUAGACCAAGAGUAGGAAAAAAAUCUGCAGAUGUUAUUAUCUUGACAUCGGUGUAAAUUCAUGUUUUACACGAAGCCCUUCUUCUAAGAAGAAAGCCUUUUAUUUUGUAUUAUGGUGUUUUAACUACCUCACUAAAGGCUACCUAAAGCUAUGCUUUAAGAAUUGUUGUCGUUUCUACUGUGUGCUCGUUUACAACUUGAAUUAUUUUGCAAAGGCAGGCCUUUGCUGUGAAAACCAAGUAAAACCUUACAUUUGCACUACGGGAGCCCCCAAGUCAACCAACGCCAUCCAGCAAAAAAGGGCUGAAAGUGAAUGCGUCUGCGAAACACCGUGCUAAAGUAAUAAGCAAACACAACUAAAUCCAUUCAAAAGGCAGCUAGCUUUUCCUUUGGAGGAAGACAACCACACACAGGACCGAACCCUUCUACAGCCGACCCUCACACCCACGGCCGUUGACCUAAGGUGGAGCAAUGUUCCAACGUCUGAGCAGCCUGUUCUUUGGGGAGGUGGAGGAGGUUGCCGCUGAGCUGAAGGGGCCCAACCCCUGCGUGACGGAGGCUGAUGAAGAGGGGUGGAUGCUGGUAAACCUUCCUGAGGAAACUGAUUGCGUGAUGGUAGAAGGUGGAAGUGAUGUGCCAUUGAUAGCACAAUCGCUCCCUCAAAACAACCAAUUAGAUCAAUCAGACACGUCUUCAAGGACUGACUCCCCCGACCCCGUCCCUCCCCCACCUCAAAAACGUCGCAGAACACACAAACCUCGGGCACAAACCUCUGAGUCCUUGUGCUGCCCAACCGCUAGCCUGUUAGCCUCAGGUGUGGCUACACCCGUCACCUUUCCCAGACGGGCCAGACUCUCCACCCCUUUCAGCCCAUCUGUGUCCCCUGGUUCUGGGAAAGGAGCCACGGCAGAGACCAGCCCUAUGGAAGACCUUCUCAUAGAACACCCCAGCAUGUCUGUCUACGUGUCCACUGGGAACAUGUCCAUGGUCUCCAAUGGCAACCUGUCCAUGGUGGGGGAGGAGAGCAUCUCCAGCCUGGCAGGAAGUGUGAGUCGUGUUGCUGAGCCAGCAGCCGCCCCUGCCACCCGAGGCUCCAUGCCCACCAGGGUGACCCGUGGACUGGCUGCCCAGGCCGGCUCCCUGGCCAAAGUCACCCAGGUGGCCCGGGUCCAGAGGGGAAAAGCCCGCACUGAGAGGCGCCACCUGGGCCGCAACCGCAUUCAGCGGCAAAAUCGUACCAAGGAGCAGGGCCCUCGCCACGCGGCACAUGCCAGAAACACCUUCCUGCACCAGCCCAGCCAGCGCAAUUUCUGCCACUGAGCCUUCAUGUCUGUAGGGGCUGAUGUUUACUCUGAAUAUUAGUGUAGACACAGACCCCAACCCAGUAACACACAUAUGUACAUGUUAACACAUACAUAUACAUGUAUACAUAGAGUAACACCCUCUUAAAAAGAAACAUUUGAAUGUACUUAUUAUGGCUCCCAUUCUGCCAAAACUCUAUUUAAUUAAGACAUUGUAUAAAGGUAACAACAUGUUAUUUAGCUAUACUUGCUUAAUAGAAGCAUGCUACACAAUCCCAUCAAUUUAUUUCCCUAAAAAAUAAAAA